Messenger RNA from Babjeviella inositovora NRRL Y-12698, 1884 nucleotides. RefSeq lists its product as uncharacterized. Gene Ontology annotation, cellular component: endoplasmic reticulum membrane. Bases 1 to 1884 code for a protein of 627 amino acids. The record is from RefSeq and is a predicted model, not a curated record. Lineage: Eukaryota; Fungi; Ascomycota; Pichiomycetes; Serinales. Gene Ontology annotation, biological process: maintenance of protein localization in endoplasmic reticulum. The transcript has a single exon.
AUGCCCAAACAAGUCCGCCUGAGGUCACUUUCGACUCCUGCGGCCACCACAAUAUGGCGUUUGCUCAAACUCGAGAUCCAGGGCAGCAGUGAGCCGGAUGUGCGCGACAAGCAGCAGCGACGCGAGCGCACCGUGUCCAGCAACGAAUCGUACGAAUCCAUUGUGAACAUGCUCCGAAUGCCGUUUCAGUUAGAGAAGUUUAUGUGUUUCGGCCUUCUUUCGUGCUUGAACCUGUUUCUCUCGUUCUUCAGCAUCUUCCCGCUCCGUUUGGCGAUUAACGUGGCGGCCUUUCCGCGCGUGGCAUACGCAAAGCUCGCGGGCCAUGAAGCCGCCGUUCCGCUCGCGUACACCAAAAACCUCCAGAACGACUGCAUCUCUACAGGACUCAUCUGGGCGUCACUUCACAUUCUCUUCUGCCAGCUCGACUUGUCAAAAAUAUAUCACGGAAUCCGCGGGGAGGCCGCUAUCAAGCUCUACGUGAUCUUUGGAGUGCUUGAAGUGGCGGACAAGUUGUGCUCCUCCCUCGGACAGGAUAUCUUGAGCAUCUUGUUCAAUUACGAUCUCUGGGACAUGGAGGAUGCUUUCCGCGAUAAGCGAAAGUUUUGCGUGCAGACGCUUAAAUUCAUGGGCUUUUUUGCGGGCGCCGUUGUGUACGUCGUCAUCCACAGCUCCAUCUUGAUCUACCAGACAAUCUCGCUUAAUGUGGCAGUCAACUCUUACUCCAACGCGUUGCCCACGCUCCUUCUUUCGCUCCAGUUUGCGGAAAUCAAGUCCACGGUGUUCAAGAAGUUUGAGCGCGAGUCGUUGUUCCAGGUUACCGUUGCGGACCUCGUGGAACGCUUCCACUUGUUCAUCAUGCUCACCAUCAUCGUUCUCCGAAACCUCUGUCAGCUCAACAUUUCCAGCAGCACCAGCCUAGGGUUGAUCCCCAGCUCGUGGCUCUCUGCCAACUCCCCAUACCAGUGGCUCAACGUGGUGGUAUCCCCAAUGUUGGUCGCAAUGGGCUCUGAGGUGGGUGUGGACUGGUUAAAGCACUCGUACAUUACCAAAUUCAACCGCAUCCGUCCGCGGGUAUACAAGCGCUUUUUGUACGUAAUCAGCUUGGACUUUAUCACCAUGACGUUUAAGAAUAACAAGGCUGCGGGGGACGAUUAUCUGGUGAUCUAUCUCAACAAGCGGCUAGGACUACCCCUUGUGUCGUUGUUAGUGUUGUUUUUGCGCAUGACCAUGCCUCUAGUGGCGUCUCUGGGCUCGUGGUAUGGUUAUCUUGUAGCCCCGGCUGUUAUCUUUGCCCUUGUGUUGUUUGCCAAGCUUAUUUUAAGCAUUUGUUUACUCCGGUGGGCUAAUUCGAUCAACAGGGCGGCGAUGGUUCUGAAUUCAGCUCAAACACCAUCUCAAACACCAUCUCAAACACCAUCUCAAACUUCAUUUCAAGCUUCAUCUCAAGUUCUUUUAUCUCAAAGUUUGGACGAAGAUUCGAUCUUGCGAUCUCGUCACCCUCAGACAACCCGUUCACCUAUCCGGUCGCUUUUCCUUGAGGCCAGCACCCCUGCUAGAAACCUCUAUGACACCUUGCACACGGUAACCCAUCACCGCAGCGACGAAGAUGACGUAGAGAUCCUUCAAGACUUUGCCCCGGGAAUCCCGAACACGCUGUUAAACGAGAUUAAUCCGCUGUUUCGGGCCGAGUUGUAUGAGAAUGAGAGAAUCCCGCCUAACAAGGCGGAAUUGCGCACCCAAAAAGUGGUUAACUCGGCACGGAAAGGGCGCGAAGAGCGCGGGGGGCGAAAAGAGCGUGAGGGGCGAGAGGAGAGCUCGAAACACAACACGGACGACUUGGAAAGUGUGCGGAGAUACGACAUGGUGGGGAAGAAUAUUUGGUAG